UUCACGGAGGGCUGGUCUACGCUGAGUGAUGACGUCUCCUCAUUGGGCGGAAGGUUCGGUGGCAGUCGUCGGUGUUCCAGCUGGUGGGAGUUGGCUUCACGGUGCUGGGCGCUGGGCCCCUAGUUUAUGUAGCUGGGAAGUUGGGCUUCGGGGUCGCCCGUGUCCUUCUGCUUCCAGUGUUCCUGGGUUUCCUUCUGCGGCGUGGGGCCUCGCCACGGACUCGCCGGCCCUGUGGGGCCACGGCUUUAGUGGUGCCUUUUGCGAGUCAUAAGUAUAUCAUAAAACCUUCAAGAUGGUUCUAGCAGAUCUUGGAAGAAAAAUAACAUCAGCAUUACGCUCGUUGAGCAAUGCCACCAUUAUCAAUGAAGAGGUAUUAAAUGCUAUGCUAAAAGAAGUAUGUACCGCAUUAUUGGAAGCAGAUGUUAAUAUUAAACUAGUGAAGCAAUUAAGAGAAAAUGUAAAGUCUGCAAUUGAUCUUGAAGAAAUGGCAUCUGGUCUGAACAAAAGAAAAAUGAUCCAACAUGCUGUAUUUAAAGAACUUGUAAAGCUUGUAGACCCUGGAGUUAAAGCAUGGACACCAACUAAAGGAAAGCAGAAUGUAAUCAUGUUUGUUGGAUUGCAAGGGAGUGGUAAAACGACAACAUGUUCAAAGUUAGCAUAUUUUUACCAGAGAAAAGGUUGGAAGACCUGUUUGAUAUGUGCAGAUACAUUCAGAGCAGGUGCUUUUGACCAGCUGAAACAGAAUGCCACCAAAGCAAGAAUUCCAUUCUAUGGAAGCUAUACAGAAAUGGAUCCUGUCAUCAUUGCUUCUGAAGGAGUGGAGAAAUUCAAAAAUGAAAAUUUUGAAAUUAUUAUUGUUGAUACAAGUGGUCGGCACAAACAAGAAGAUUCUUUGUUUGAAGAAAUGCUUCAAGUUUCUAAUGCUAUACAACCAGAUAACAUUGUUUAUGUGAUGGAUGCAUCCAUUGGACAGGCUUGUGAGGCGCAGGCGAAGGCUUUUAAAGAUAAAGUAGAUGUAGCUUCAGUAAUAGUGACAAAACUUGAUGGUCAUGCAAAAGGAGGUGGCGCUCUCAGUGCAGUUGCUGCCACAAAAAGUCCAAUUAUUUUCAUUGGUACAGGGGAACAUAUAGAUGACUUUGAACCUUUCAAAACACAGCCUUUCAUCAGCAAACUUCUUGGUAUGGGUGACAUUGAAGGACUGAUAGAUAAAGUCAACGAGUUGAAGUUGGAUGAUAAUGAGGCACUUAUAGAGAAGCUGAAGCAUGGUCAGUUUACAUUACGAGACAUGUAUGAACAGUUUCAGAAUAUCAUGAAAAUGGGCCCAUUCAGUCAGAUCUUGGGGAUGAUUCCAGGUUUUGGAACAGAUUUUAUGAGCAAAGGAAAUGAACAGGAGUCAAUGGCAAGGCUAAAGAAAUUGAUGACAAUAAUGGAUAGUAUGAAUGAUCAAGAACUGGACAGUACAGAUGGUGCCAAGGUUUUUAGUAAGCAACCAGGCAGAAUCCAGAGAGUGGCCAGAGGGUCAGGUGUAUCAACAAGAGAUGUCCAAGAACUUCUGACGCAGUACACUAAGUUUGCACAGAUGGUGAAAAAGAUGGGCGGUAUCAAAGGACUUUUCAAAGGUGGUGAUAUGUCUAAGAAUGUGAGUCAGUCACAGAUGGCAAAAUUGAAUCAACAGAUGGCCAAAAUGAUGGAUCCACGAGUUCUUCAUCACAUGGUGUGUGACUUUCUUGGGGAGAAGAUUGCAUCUGUUUUGGGUAUCAGCACCCCAAAAUACCAGUAUGCCAUUGAUGAGUAUUACCGGAUGAAGAAAGAGGAGGAGGAGGAGGAAGAAGAAAAUAGGAUGUCUGAAGAAGCAGAAAGACAGUACCAACAGAACAAGUUGCAGGCUGAUUCCAUUGUACAGACAGAUCAGCCAGAAACAGUGGUGCCUAGUUCAUUUGUGAAUAUAAAUUUUGAAAUGGAGGAAGACUGUGAAGUAAUUAAGGAAAGCAAACAACAGCCAGCCUCUGUCCCACCAUAGAAUGAAAUGACAUAUAAAGCCUAAACAUCAAUCAGGAACUUUUUACAUUUUGUUUAGUGUGACUUAAAACAGCUAUUUAUAUUUUAAAUUAUUUAGGGGAAAUCUUUCUUCAUUCUUUCAAAGUCAUAUCUAAAGUUGGAAUGCCUUUAUGAGUAAAUAAGUGAUCACCCCCGCACCUCCAUGGUGGGGAGCAAGCCACAGGCUACUUUCAUGUAUACUAACCAAGUACCCUAGUGAUCACUAAGCCCCAGCACUUUGAUUUUAAAACAAUCUUCUAUAAAACAUAAGGACAUUUAGCUAGGCAUGAUAACACACACUAGGGAGGCAGGGGCUGGUGGUUCUGUAUGAAUUCAAGGCUCACCUGGUCAGCAUAAUAAGCUGCAGUCUAGGCAGUAAGACCCUGUCUCAAACCAAAAACUGAAGGCAUUGUACAUUAAAAGGAGAGUUAAAUUGUGAAGAUAUUUAGUUUUAGGGCAUUUGUUUUAAAAAUAAAGGUAAGUAUUGAUUACUCAUCUUUGGAGCUGAUAAUUCUAACAGCUUCAGAUUGAAGUGUCCUCCCAACAUUGUCUCAUGCCAUGCCUUCUUUGCAUUUAACAUACCUAACCAGUACUUUUACACUAAGGAUGGCUCAGAGUGUGUAAUAAAAGGAUCAAGAUGGAAGCACUAUGGAUUUCCUUUUGUUGAGAAUAUUUUAUGGAAAGUGUUGAAUGUACUACUGUAAAUAUUAAGAUGGGUUUUCACCUUCACUGCAAGUCACUCGUGUAUUUUCAGUAGUUAAUAGCUUGCUCUGAUCACAAAUUAACACUAGUUACUGAAUGAAUUUGUAGUUGUAGUCAGGUGUUGAUCCCUAGUGGCUACCCACAUGGCUGGCACCUUGGGUACACAUACUCAGUAGUUUUGUUCACCAUUGUGAAGUCACAGUAGUAAGUUGGACAGUUGAUGUGAACCAGGUUUGGCCCUUUCUCUCCUUACUAGGCUAUCAUUUACAAAGUUGUGUACUUUGAAUCUAAUUUUAAGAAAUAUUCCUAAAUAUGUGUUCAGAACCUUUUGUCUGUAUAACUUUGAUUUAUAACCAAAUAUGGAUAAAGAGAAAUGUGGACAAUGUUUUAGAUGCUGAUCUUUUAAAAGCCUUCUCAUAGCUUUUAGGAAUUAACACUUACAAACUGCCCUUCUAAGUAGCAUGACACUUUCCCUCUUCAAUUUGUGCAAUUCAUACAUGGAUAGGUGUAUUAUAGAGACCCGCCAGUGGACCUCUCAGUAAGUUAACGGAAAGCUGGAUUUUUAACUGACUAUGCAAAGUUUAAGUGAGAGCUUCAGUUGGACUGAAAUUUGUAAAGCUCAGCAAGUACGAAGUCUUCCCUGGAGUUGUGAGCAGUUGGUGAGCUCCCUUCAUGGGCUAAACUAUGUGACGCAGUCCUUAGAGGUUUAUCUUUAGAUUGUGUAGUUAGGGCCACUACAAUGCAGUUUACUAAAAUCCAGUCUUAGUUGAUAGUUGCUAAAACAUGCUGGCCUGACCUCUUCCUCUUGGUGCAGUGCUGACACCUCAGACACUUAUGAGGCCAAGGCAGGUGGGCUAGGGAGAUCACUAGAGUCUCUCCUGAAGUGCCAGUAUCUCAGAGUUUACACCACAGCUUGUGAUUACAGUAGAAGAGGAACCACCUGCAAAGGCUCAAGGUUUCCUCAGUUUACUUUUGCUGCUUGUUGGGCAGCAGCUGGUUUGUGACGUUUGGAGUUAUUCACUGUGCCUUAUAUUUUUAUACUUUGGUUUAUGCAAGUUAUAAAGUUUAUCAUAAAUGCACUAAACAGUUUGCUUUAUUUUAAGUCUCUGUCACCCCUUCCUACUUUCCAGCCCUGAGUAGAAUUAGUUUCCCCUCUGGAUCACACUCCAUGAUGUUCUAUUUUCUUUUGAAAUCCCUUUUUAUUAAAAAUUGAACAUAAGCCAGGAGUGGUGGUACACGCCUGUACUCUCAGCACUAGGGAGGCUGAGGUAGGAUCAUGAGUUGAAGGCUGGCCUAGACUACAUAUCAAGAUCCUUAUUUCAACAACAACAAAAAAUAACAAAAACCCAUAAAUGGAGGUUGGGGAUGCGGAGGGAGGGGAAGUGUGAUUGGUAUGUAAAAUGAAUAAAAUAUUUAAAAAGCAUAAAAACAUGAGGUAGUAUAAAGAAUUAGUAAAUUCUCUAACAAAAACCUUUUAAUAAAAGGUACAGUUUUGUAAAUGUAACUUGAUAAUGUUAAUAAAACUAGACAAAAUUU
Phodopus roborovskii (desert hamster) is the source of this 4275-nucleotide messenger RNA. RefSeq names its product signal recognition particle 54 (gene Srp54). Gene Ontology annotation, molecular function: GTP binding; 7S RNA binding; GTPase activity. The record is from RefSeq and is a predicted model, not a curated record. The coding region runs from base 293 to 2020 and encodes 575 amino acids. NCBI's taxonomy places the organism in Eukaryota, Metazoa, Chordata, Mammalia, Rodentia, Cricetidae. Gene Ontology annotation, biological process: SRP-dependent cotranslational protein targeting to membrane, translocation; SRP-dependent cotranslational protein targeting to membrane. The transcript is spliced from 17 exons. Gene Ontology annotation, cellular component: cytosol; signal recognition particle, endoplasmic reticulum targeting.